Humulus lupulus (European hop) is the source of this 870-nucleotide messenger RNA. RefSeq lists its product as uncharacterized. Gene Ontology annotation, molecular function: catalytic activity. The transcript is spliced from 2 exons. The coding region runs from base 1 to 870 and encodes 289 amino acids. The record is from RefSeq and is a predicted model, not a curated record. Lineage: Eukaryota; Viridiplantae; Streptophyta; Magnoliopsida; Rosales; Cannabaceae.
AUGGUAGGGUGGAAUGUGAGGGGUAUGAAUAAAAAAGAAAAGCAAAAAGCUAUUCUAGAUGUUUGUAAGGAAAAUAAGGUUGGUUUUGGUGCUCUUUUUGAGACUAAGGUGAAACAUGAGAAGAUUCAUGAAGUCUUUGAGAAUAAUUUCCAUAAUUGGGAUUACUUUUCUAGUCCUAUCACCUCUGGUAGGAUUUUGGUUUUUUGGCAAGCAAAGUUUGUGAAGGUCGACAUCUUGCUAGAGGAACCUCAACUUGUUCAUUGCAAGAUAAAAGUGUGUGGCCAGCAAAAGGUUUUCUUUGCCACGGUGGUUUAUGGUAGUAACUCUAUGGGGGAGAGAAAAAAAUUAUGGGACAAGUUGGCUAGUAUUGGUCAACUGAAUAAUCCUUGGAUUAUUUUUGGGGAUUUUAAUGCUAUGUUUAGCUUCCAGGACAGGAAUGGUGGGAGACAAAUCCUAGCAAAAGAUAUUGCUGAUGCUCAAGACUGGUUGGCUUUAGGCCAAGUGGAAGAAUUCAAAUGCUCUGGAGCGCACUAUACUUGGUCGAACAAGCAUGAAGUAGGAGACCGGAUUUUCUCCAAGCUUGAUCGAGUUUUUACUAAUGAUUAUUGGCUGGAAUCUUUCCCGAAAACCGAAGCUUGCUUCAAAUGGGACUGUGUUUCAGACCAUAGUUACUGUUCGGGAGGAGGCCUUAAUAAGAUGGUGCAGAAAAUUUUUAGAGUUAAACAUGUUUUGAAAAGAUUUAACAGGGAAGAGGUUGGUGAUGUAGUCUUGGAUUACAAAUUGGCUAAGGAGGAUUUUAGCAAACCUCAGGAGGCCUUGGCUUUUAAUCCCACUGAUUAUUCUCUGCAUCAGGUGGUUAGUCAAGUUUAG